Messenger RNA from Schistosoma curassoni, 7522 nucleotides. The record is from the annotation of a GenBank genome assembly. NCBI's taxonomy places the organism in Eukaryota, Metazoa, Platyhelminthes, Trematoda, Strigeidida, Schistosomatidae.
CCAACACGUUGAUUCGUUCCAUAUAACCCUGUCUUUUCUUAUAUCAGCUAUACGUCUCCUUGCUUUCAACCUAUUUGCACUAGGGAGAGAUUUGAUUGGCUGACUGUAUUUUCGUUUUCCUAUCCCAGUUGUUCGUCAUUUAAUCGCUACUUUGAUCAAUGACCUAGUGCAUGUCUGACCUUUCAAUAUGUUUGAUAGACAGCACGCGUGCAUUAGGUAUCGCUAUGUGUUUGUCUUACGAUCAUCCUUUAUGAAGGCUUUCAGGGCUGACUGUUUAUAUUUGCUUUUGGCAGUGUGCAUAGUUUUUUUGUUCAGAGUAAUCAAAUAGUGUUUAGGAAAAGAUUAUUUUUCUUUACCACAUUCCACAUCGGUGAGACCAGUAUGCGUUGUCCGUGCUAAACCUCACACCCUUGCUCUGGAAAUUUAUUGAACCAGUCGAGCAAAUUCAUAUAAUAAGGCUGGUGAAUUGCGUAAUUGUGUGCAGACAGGCGUACACACUAAUCCUCAACCGUCAAUCUAAACCUGCACACAAUCCAUUUAUCAUUUCGAUAUUUAAAAAAUGUUAGGAGUGGAACGUAUUUUCCUGUUGGGGUGUGGACUCGUCUUCAGGUUCAAUCCUAAAUAACCUUCAAAUAAGCAUAGAACACAAUGUCAAAAAACAAAAGUCGAUUUUACUCCCUGAUGAGUUCCCUACCAUUAUGCAUGAAGCCAUAUGAGCAGUUUAUUCUAGAACUUCAAAAGCUUUCAAGGCAUAACAGACAAAAUGCUGUUUUACAACCGCCCUAUCUUUUUGGACACUUAAUUGAUUUACAAAAGCUGUACAACGAAGUUGCCCUGCGGGGUGGUCACAAACAAGUUACUUUUUCCCACCUGUGGUUGGAAGUUUAUCUAGCCUUAGGUCUGCCACCAGGUUGUGUCGAUGCAGGCCAUGGAUUGCGCACUAUUUAUCAGAGGUAUCUCGAGUUGUUCGAAAGAAACCAACGAAUGACGUCAAGAAGCAUUUUCACAUCCGAUGAACAGGAUGAUGCUGUUACUCACUUUGACGGUGAUGCUCAGGAUUUCGAUCAGUUCCUAAAAUCGUCUAAACAAAACAUUUAUGGGGCUUCUGUUCGUUCUAAUACUGAAGAAAUACCCAAUCACUUGCGAAAAAGUUGGAAUUUGAGUAUCGAUUUAAAAGAUGAUUUCGAAUACAUUUCAUUAGAAAAAUCAUUAUUGUCAGGGCUUCCUAAUGAAAUUGAGCUUGCGUUAAACACAAUCCUUCUUAUGUCUUCUCAACCAAAUGACUUCAGUAUUAGUAAAAAUCCUAGGCUUCUGGAUGUUCUGUUAUAUACUGUUGGCAUUUACGGACCAAAUCCAUAUUUUAUUCCAGAACAUGUCACGACGUACCAAUACAGCAGAUACCUCAAUUUUUGGGAAUCAAAUAUUGACAAAGAGAAUGGACGAGUAUUUCUUUCUCCCAUCGCCUUCUACUCAAAAGAGCUUCCUGAGGUUAUUUAUGAUGAAUUUUGUUAUCCUCCUGCUGUUCAAGAGAUGACAUAUGGUGAUGAAGAAGCUUUUCGUGUACAACUAGUCGCUACAGUACUACGUAACUUGGCUGUAGAUGAUGGAUUAAGUGCUGUCAUUAUCGGACGAAAUCCUCAAGCCUUGCGUUUCAUUUUUUUAUGUAUAUAUUCCAAACACUCGUGUCUACAUCAACUUGGUUUAGAAAUACUAUCUUCAUUGUAUUUUCCAGUUCUUGGUUCACUUAUACCUGCCCUCCAUCGUUUGCUCACUACUUUGUUAGUUUGUCCUGAUCGAAUAGAUCGCAUCCGUGGUUUACAGAUUGUGAAAAACUUAUGCUCAACACCGCUUUUCGAUGUAACCUACGACAACAUUCCACCUGUAGGUACUAAAAAGGUUUCUUUAACCAGGACUGGUCGUAACAUAGCAUUUCUGACUUCAUUGCCACCUGUUACAUUCUCUUCUAUUGCAAGCACUUUAUGUUUGCGAGAUUUGCAUUUAGUAGUUCUUGCAAUAGAUACUAUUCACAGUUUAACCUGUCUCGGUCCUACUUUAUGUGAUCGUCUGCUUCAACAAGGAUCACCACCCGAAGAAGAUCCUCCCACUUCUUUAGAACUUCAUAUACCCCACCAGAAUUCAAGCCUUCUUUCUCUACUUGUCGCUUUACUAAAUUUGGAAGCUCAGGCCAUGGGGUCGGACAGUCUCAUUCGCGUGCGUGUUAUGCAAGCAUUGGGUACAGAAUCUACCAAUACUAAGCCUUCUGUUCCAAAACCUUCAUUUUCUACCGCUUCUCCCCUUUCAAAAACAAUAUCUACCACCAUCAUGCAAACAACUUCAAGUUCUUCAUGUAUUCCUCCACAAAAUCCCACAGUCACCUCAUCCACAAAUUCGACAGUUCAGCUGCCAGUUUACUGUGCUCAACCAAACCUAACUAUAUCGCUGAAUCAUCCUUCGUGUUGUACAAGUUAUCAUUUGAGUGUUUGUGACACAUUGCAAACUCCUACUGGAAAGACUUCAAUUCCUACAGCACCAAGUUAUUUUCCUCACAAUCUUAUUGGCUGUAGUUCUCCUUCCACCACCUUUUUAGCCGCCAAUCCAUCGGUCAGUGGAGUCCAAAAUGCAGAUUCUUCUCGUGUAAAUAAACGUGAUUUGCUAGUUAGAAAUUGUCUUCCAGUCAUUACUACUCCUAGAGCUAACCUUUCUAUGCGUGAAUUUGGUACUGUUGCAUCUUCAACGCAACAAGGUUCAGGGUCUUCAUCUACUAGCAAACCAGGUUUAUCUGUGAUACAGUCGUCACACAUAACAUCAACUAUGAAUUCUGCUACUGUAAAUACUAGUAUCUCAUCUACAAAUGAUCUCAUGAGUAAAGUGUGUUUACCUCAAAAGUUAUCUAGUACACCGGCACUCAACACACCUACUAUUAACUCAGAAAUUCAAAAACAUGUAAAUCCACCAUCAAAGCCCCUUGCUACUGAAAAUGGUAUACCUCAACUUGAUAGACGUGAAUUCAUGUUUGAAUGGCUUAAAAGUAAUUAUGCUGUACAUAAUCACUCUAGCAUUCCGCGUAUUCAAAUAUAUAAUGAAUAUCAAAAAGCACAUCUACAACGAUUCAAAAAUAUUGUUGCAAUUUCGCCUGUUGACUUCCAUUCACAAAUUAAAACUAUAUUUCCUGGAGUAGGUCAGGUGAAAGUACAAGUACCGGGAGGAAGUGUAGAAAUUCACUACAACAACUUAAAACAUGUUAAUGCUCCUGAACCUGAAAGUCAACAAGGCAUAAAUGAUAUUAUGGCAUCUGUUUUAAGUCCCACCAAAAUUGAAUCCAUGUGUCAUGAAUCGCGUUCUCCAAAAACCAAAUGCCGUAAAAGACCGGCAACUGGGGCCUUUCUUCAUCCUGCAUCUCCUAAACUGGCUUCAAAAAAUGAGGAUCUGCAAAACCAGGUACUUAAAAGUUCACAAAUUGAUGUUUGUGAUUUGAAUGGCCAUCUUGAAUCCCCAAAAUUAACUAAUGGACAGUUAGUUUGUCCUUUAAAUGGUUUAUCUCGUGAUACUACAGACGUACUCAACAUGACCACAAGACUUCAUAAUGGAUCACCUCUUAGGAAGCUGAAUGCUUCAUUAAAUACAAAUGAAGAUGGUUGUGUUCAAAAGAAGUGUACAACGCCUGUGCGAGCAACAGCAGUGGUAUCCUUACCCGACUCCAAGAUUAUGAUCGUUCCUGUCUUUACUACUUAUGGUAUGGGCCAUAAUUUGACACUCAACGGAACUCCAACUAGCGAAGUUCCCAUGAUGAUCAAAAUGCAAACCUCUGAGAACCACGAAAUUAAUAAAGCUAACAACACUAUUCCGAUUUGUUCUAACAUUGACCAUACUACAACUAUUUCUAAAACUAAAGUCAACGUCAUCACGUCUUCCUUAACACCGAACAGCAUAUCAUCUACUUCAUCGGAUCGUAGCUGCAAACUGGCAAAGCAAUUAGAUGACUCAAUUAUUUCAGGAAAUUAUACAAACAGGGUUUCCACUGAUCGUGGUAAAUGUGUACAAUUAUUCUGUAUGUGGGAUAAAUGUAUGCAAACAUUUUCAGAGUCUGUUGAACUUUGCAGGCACUUUCAAAAUAUUCAUUACAAAUCUAUUCAAAAUUCAGAUCAAAUAAAAUGUGUUUGGGGGAACUGUUCUGAAGUGAUAUCUGGUCCCAGUUUUGACAUACUGAUGGAUCAUUUACGUGCUAAACACAACAUUCAAUUACCUGUCAGUAUGGAAUCUUCAUCGAAUGGUUUAUCAACUAAUGAUAAUGUUAUAUCUUCUGCAGUUAAUAAAAAUCAACCGAUUUAUACUCCAGUGAAUUCCGAAACACUUUCAGAAAAAAAUCCAAGUCAUUCUUCAUGUCAAAUCGAAAAGCCGUUCGUGUAUGAUGAAUUACAAUUGUCGAAUAUUCUAUCAGAAGAGUGUCGUAGAGCUCUGACUGGAGGAAUUCCUAAUCCACCUUUCGCACCUACACCAGUUCAUGAAGGGCCUGUAACUAAGCACCUCCGACUUACUGCGGCUCUAGCUUUAAGAAAUUUAUUACAAUAUAGUGAUGUUGCACGACGGUACGUAGUUUUAACAAACUGCUUUUUAUCAUUCACUGUAGUAAAAGGGAUAUGUCGUAUUACUACAUAUUCAUGUAUCAAGUGUUCGUUAAUAAUAUAUAUUAGUAAUCACUGUAGCAUUCCUUUUAUGUGAAGCAAAUUUUAGUUGUAGUGUGUCAGAUAAAGUGGAUUUUUAUUUAUAACAUCUAUGUUAGGUGGUCAGAAGUAGUUGACUAGAAACCGUGGACCUAGAUUUUUUACUAGUUGGCACACAUCAAGACGUAUCUACAAUCUUGAGGGAAUUAAUACUCCUUGUAGGAUCGCAUCAUCCAGCUUAAGUACUCUUAAAUUCUUCACUUAUUCUCGAUUGUGUUUAUAAGUUUGGUAGUUUGUAACAUUAUUUAUGUAAACUAUUUUCAAGUUGGAUAAGCUACACAAAUAUCCUACCCCUUAACAUUGCGUGUUUUACAAAUAUUGGUUCCUUGAUUGAUUACGAUUAAUUCUUUAACCAGUAUGAUAUGUACUGGCUUAAACGGACUUUUCACUUUUUACAUUUUUCUAUACAUUUUAAAGAAGGUAACUACGUAGUGUAUAUAUAUAUAUAUAUAUAUAUAUAUAUAUAUUCCGUUUGACAAAAAUUUAUCAUUUGAAUGAUCCGUCAAACAAAAUUUGUGAAUCAAAGGCUAUUUCGCAACCUCGUGUAUUUUUUUACAUUAAAUGUUCAACAUAUCUUAAUUUGAUCACAGUUUUAUUUUCAUAAAGUAACAAAAAGAAAACUCAAAUAUUUCAAUAUUAACAUACACUCAUCUCUUAAAGAUGUGGGAAUGGUAAAUCAAUUGAUAAGACUGUAAAGCAUAUACCAGCUGCUCCCUAAUCAUAUACGCUAGGUUCGUUAAUAUUCAGUAGGUUGGAAGAAGGCUACUAGCGACUAAAUUACGUUUCAGCCCAUAAAUUUGUACGAUUAUCGUAAUAUUUGAUUUGGAGACUUUCUCCGCGAUGUUAUUCGUUCUCUCCGAUUUACAUUCUAUAGUUUACUUGCUUCAUGAUAUUUAACAAUUUUAUUUCGACCCUCACUUUUAAGUUCCUUAAUUUUUCUUUUUUUACUGUGUUGAUGUUCAGUAAUAGCAAAUUGGACUAAUUAAUAUUUGUCUUAAAUCCCACGUUAUCUAUGAUUGGUUAGGUAAAUGUAAAACUUAUACGAAACAUAUUUUUACUGUAUACUUUUUAGUAAUUGUUUAUCUGAUAUCAAUUUUUGAUGUAAAUUACUAUUAAAUAAAGUAAUCAUUUUUUCGUAGUUAAUGUUACUAACUAUUUGGUUCAUUUGUCUGAUUAGAUUGAUUCAAUGUUUAUAUUUUUCUGUAUCUUAAUUUUAGUUAUGUAAGUUCUUGUGAGAAUCUUUUAUGUGAUUUAGCCUUUGCUAAUCUUGAAUCUUCUCCGACAAUUUUUGAGUGCCUCACACUAUUAUCCAGUUCGUUUGAUGAAAAUACACCAACAACAUCAACAUCGACAACUCAGUAUUGUAUAGAUGAGAAGCAUAUUUUCUGAGUAUCACUAGAAACACAAAAUUAAUCCUGCAUUUAAUCAAUAACAGUAACAACUACCUAUACACAAAAAAUAGUACAAACUCAACCUUUUUUAGUAAAUCAUAAUUGUUUCAUUUAUACACUGCUCAAGUUUUAUUCUGUUUAUUUAAAAUUGACUACCGGUUUAACUAAAUUCAUGCAAUUAUAUUUUCAAAUUUUAUCAAUAAGUAACUAUUCCGUUAUACAAAAGUGUAUGCCUGAUUGUACACUGUGCAUAAUCUUUUAAUUUUGAGCUAAUGUUGUAUUCGGUGACAAGUGCCAAAGGUUCCUUAUGUGAAUAUUUCUUUCUCUCUUUUCUUCAUAAUUGUAUUUUCUAUGAACAGCUGAAACUCUCCCUUCCUUCCUCUCUCAAUAUGUCGCUUUAUAUCCACAUUUUUUUGGCAGUUUUAGACUGUUUCUCAUUGAUUAACAAAUGAUGUGCUCAUGUAUAUCUAUGUAAAUAACUUACCGAAUACUUUCUUUUUUAUUCUGUUCUUAUCAGUUAUUACUAUUAGGCGAUAUAUUUAUUAUCUGCUGCACUGUGAUGGGCUUGUGUUUCUAUAAUGAUAAUACAAUCAUUAUUAUUACUAUUAUUAUCAAUAAUGUUAUUUUGUCACACCACACAUAUUAUAUAUAUGUACAGGCUAGUUUUUACUUCGUUCUCUUUUUUGUUUGGAGUGCAUGAAUUUUGCAUUUUUUUUGAGGAAAUAAACUCUUAUUCUUACUGAUUGUCUUCCUUUGUUCGCUUCAUCACUGAAGUUAUGUUCUACCUUUAUUUCGAUCAGCUUCAAGACUUUCAGUGGUAUAGUCGUUUUCGCGUAUAAUUUUUAAGUGAUAAGACAAACUUGUAGUAGCAGUCAGUGUUUUUAACCCGUGAGACGACAAAUAUCUUAUUAUGAUGUUUGUAUUUCCCAAUGAUUGAUAAACAAAAUGAGUAAAAAAUAACUCAAAUCAUCGAGUUUUAACUCGGUUUGAUGUUUGAAAACACGAAUAAUUGUAUUUGUUAAUAUCCCAUGUUAAAGUUAUAUGAUAGUAAUAACUGACAAUAAUAGUAGAUUUAUUUAGUAAUAUAAGUUUUGGUACAGUAAAUAAUCCUCAGCAAAAGUUGUACGAUGCUACAAUAAUAAAUAUCCCUUUAGCAUACAUUCAAAUUGUAAUUAUUUAAAACGAAUUUUAAAAAUGUUUUUAUUUGUCAAUAUCUUACAUCUACCAGUUCAGCUGCUACAAUUAUUUCUUUCCAUCCAUUUUUUAUAAGAUAUUCGAAUCUUAAUAUUUCAAAGGAUAGAUAAAAAGAAAAACGUACCAAGGGCUGGAGUGUUUCGGUCUUCUGCCAGUAUACUGCCUUGCAAUAAUUUGUACGCCUUUCGUAAUGAGUAAACAUGGUUAAUGUUUACG